AUGUUGUUUUUAGAAACUUUUAGGAAAAGUUGGCAUAAGAGAUGGACAAGAAUUACGCAAUCGAAUGCCACAAAAUGCUUUGUUAUAACAUCCUUACUUCAAGCGAUAACUCUCAUAAUACUUCAGCUAAGAAUGUUUUUGCGUAAUACUUCACUUAGUGACCAAAUGGAAGCAUAUAUAGAACAAAAUCGAACUCUUGCUACUUCAUGUGAAAUGGGUUUAGCUGAAACUAGGCUUACAUUAUUGUUUGCAGAAAAUUUUUGUUUUAUAUUCUUUCAAAUUGUCCAAGUAAUUCACCAAAACAUGAUUCAAAUAUUCAUGAUACUUGGACUUAAUAUUGCGAGCUCUCUAUAUGGAAUUGUCCAACAAAGUGAACUUGAAAAUGAAUUAGAUAUUAUAUCUACUGACUGUCCAGGAGUUUAUAGACUUUCUCCAAAUUAUGAACAAUAUGAAUAUCCAAAUAUUAUUAUUUCCUUAGUUUUUGUAACAGUGAAUAUAAUCUUAACUUGGAGGUUGUUUAUACUAUUUGAACAGAAAAUGAAUAAAAAGUUCGAAGAAGAACAAAAUAGUCGAGCUCUUUAUCGAAGAAUGCUCGUUUUUGUUAUGAUGCUAAAGUUAGAUGCAUUUUUGGUUGUCAUAAAUACUUCAUUAACAGCUGCAAUAAUCCCUUUUCUCGGCAAACAAUCGAUGAUGUUUAUAAUUAUUUACAUAAUUCACUCUACAAUUUUAUUACUUUCAUUUUUUGCCGUGAUCCUCGCUUUUAAUUCGGAUGGAGUUUCUGCUGCUUCUAGUGGAUGGUAUUUUUGGAUAUUCAUAAUUGCUAUAACGUUAAUAGCUGCCCUCAUUACAUAUUAUUAUGCAUGCUUGAUAGUAGCAAAUUUUGGAAGUGGUUUAAAGGCAAUGAUUGAUAAUGAACUUCAAAAAGAAGAGGUUAACUCAUUUUUGGAAAUUAUAAAACAUGAUACG
Messenger RNA from Scutellospora calospora, 966 nucleotides. Lineage: Eukaryota; Fungi; Glomeromycota; Glomeromycetes; Diversisporales; Gigasporaceae. The record is from the annotation of a GenBank genome assembly.